AGUCCACGUUGUGGAAUGCAGAGUUUCCUCUCGAUGCCCGUCCGAUGAUUGAAUCACUGUUGUAGAUGUGGUUCGGGGUGGAACACGCGGCCUGGAGAGCAGACACAACAACAUCUCGGAAUGAAGGAGGGGCCAGCGGGCCUCCGCCGAGCACCGCCCCGAGCCGGUGAGGGUGAACUUUGUCACAAAUCGUUGCUCCGCUGCAUAACACUCGCCUCCUCGCGGACAGAAGCCCACUGCACCGCGCUCGCUGCAACAUGUACAUCUGGUUCACGGUUGUCGCCGGACUGGCCCUUCUGUCCAUCUCACUCCUCGGGACCUUUUGCCCUCACUUAGGGGAGGACUGCGCCUACAUCCUGGCCAGCCUGAAACUCGGCUUACGGCUCUUUAAAUACAAGUCGAGCAAACCUUUCUACAGCGUCUUGGACUGCUUCUUGGACGCCGUGAAGAGGCAUCCCACGAAGGUCUUCGUGCACUUUGAAGGACGCGAGUAUAGUUAUGGAGACAUGGACAAACGGAGCAACAAGGUGGCGCGGGCGCUGCAGGCUGAAGCCCGGCUGAAGGAGGGGGACUCGGUCGCCUUGUUUCUGGCCAACGAGCCCAGUUUCGUGUGGACUUGGCUCGGCUUGGCCAAGCUGGGAUGUCCGGCUGCUCUGCUCAACUUUAACAUCCGAUCCAAGUCUCUGCUGCACUGUUUCUCCUGCUGCGGGGCCAAAGUGCUCAUCGCCUCUCAAGAGCUGCAGGGUGCCCUGGAGGAGGUGUUACCGACGCUGAGAGAGCAAGGCAUCAGCGUGUACCUCAUGUCCGAGACCUGCAGCAUCGAGGGCAUCAACACCCUGUCUGACAAGAUCUCCCGGGCCUCAGACCUGCCGCUGUCCCGGGACCUCAGAGCCAACAUCAACAUCAGGAGCACCGCGUUGUACAUCUACACGUCGGGCACCACAGGUUUGCCGAAAGCAGCCGUUGUCACCCAUGAGAGGGUUUGGGCCGCCUCCUUCAUCCAGGCGGUGUGUGGAGUCACAUCGGAGGACAUCUUCUACAUCAAUCUACCCCUCUAUCACAGCGCAGGCUUCCUCAUCGGGAUGAUCGGAGGCAUGGAGAGGGGUAACGUAGUCCUCCCAAUCCGCCAAAGGAUUCACGGACCUGGUCAUGAGAAGAUGCUGCGUACAUUUUACAGGAAGAUUAAAGCUGCGUUAUAUGAUGUUUUUAUCGCAGGCAUAACCAUUGUUCUGAGGAGAAAGUUCUCUGCCUCUCAGUUCUGGGACGACUGCAGGAAGUACAACGUGACGGUGAUGCAGUACAUUGGUGAAACGAUGCGCUACCUCUGCAACACGCCCAGGAAAGACGGCGAGAAGAACCACAGAGUGAGGAUCGCCAUCGGCAACGGAGUCCGAACAGACAUCUGGUCUGAGUUCCUCAAUCGCUUCGGGGACAUUAAAGUGAGAGAGCUGUACGCCGCCACCGAGGGAAACAUCGGCUUCAUCAAUUACACGUCCAAAAUCGGUGCAGUCGGGCGCGUCAAUUUUGUCCACAGGUUUUUCUUCCCGUACACUUUGAUAAAGUUUGACACUGAGAAGGAGGAGCCUGUCAGGAACUCUGAGGGCCUGUGCAUCGAGGCAGCCACAGGCGAGACGGGACUUUUGGUUGGACGGGUCACUCGGCGGUCGCCCUUUGUCGGGUACGCCGGCAACCAGCAACAAACUGAGAAGAAGAGGCUUCGUGACGUGAUGAAAAAAGGAGACCUGUACUUCAACACCGGAGAUUUACUUUGGUUUGAUGACAUGAAAUUUGUGUACUUUCAGGAUCGAGUUGGUGACACUUUCAGAUGGAAAGGAGAAAAUGUUGCCACAUCCGAGGUUGCAGACAUUCUCACAAUGGCUAACUGCAUUUUUGAAGCAAAUGUCUACGGUGUUAAAGUUGAAGGCCACGAGGGUCGGAUCGGCAUGGCAGCUGUCACUCUGCAAGAAGGAGAAGAUUUUGAUUCUUUGCACACCUACAAACAGGUCGUCAACUACCUCCCAGCGUACGCUAGACCUCGAUUCCUCAGGAUCCAGCCCUGCCUGGAGAUGACGGGGACAUUCAAGAUGAAGAAAGUGAAGUUGGUGGAGGAGGGAUUCAAUCCAGCUCACAUCGAAGAUCCUUUGUACUUUUUAGAUCCUGAGAAAAAGAUGUACGUUCCCCUGACUGAAGACAUCUACAGAGCAAUCGCUUGUCGGGAUAUAAAACUCUAACACAGAGAAACUUCAAAACAGACGGCCCCGUUGGUUUUCAAAGAAGUAACAUCUCAUUUUUAGACAUUUUUUUAACAGUAUACUAAUCUCAGGGACAGACUGACUUUGAAACUUAAUGUUUUAACCCUCCUGUCGUUUUUUUUUUUUUAAUCCUUUGGGCUCAAUUUGACUGCAGCAAUUCAAAUCCCUAGAAAAUGAUUUACUUUAUGUGUGUGGGGUAGUUUGCGAUAAAACACGACCCCAGAAUCUCCUGCCGGUGUUUGAGAGGCGACCUCGAGGGUCUCGUUCUCAUCAGAGGAGAUCUCCUCUAAGUCACUUUCACUGUCAGAGAGCUGUGACUCAACAUGGGCCACAUCAGGGUUCUCCUUCUGCAGGGCUGAGCUUUGGCAGGCGAGGCCCCUAAAUAUUGAAACGUUGCAUAUUAAUAUCAGUUAAAACAAUGUCUCGUGCGUGUUUACACAGCUGGGCAACACUGAUUCAUACAAAAUGCAUGAAGGACAUUGAAAACGUAUCAUGUGCAUUUUAUGUGAUGAGGACAGGUCAUUAAAAUGAAGCAAAAACGAUGAUGUCAAGCUGUGAUUUAGAGACGUUAAACAUUGAAAUUAACCUCAGGUAGUAAGCAGAGUUGAAAGACUACUUUUUAUAUUAACUCAACUACCGUGCAUCCCUACAGCUUUUGUAAAUGUAUUCCUUAAUGCUGUCAGUAUUAUUAUACAAGUAUCUCUUACUGCCACCGUUGUACUUUUAAUAAUUAAACUGGUUGUCUUUUGUCCUGAC
Messenger RNA from Cyclopterus lumpus (lumpfish), 3008 nucleotides. Its product is annotated as very long-chain acyl-CoA synthetase-like. The coding region runs from base 258 to 2231 and encodes 657 amino acids. The record is from RefSeq and is a predicted model, not a curated record. NCBI's taxonomy places the organism in Eukaryota, Metazoa, Chordata, Actinopteri, Perciformes, Cyclopteridae. The transcript has 9 exons. Gene Ontology annotation, molecular function: long-chain fatty acid transmembrane transporter activity; long-chain fatty acid-CoA ligase activity.